Microthlaspi erraticum is the source of this 585-nucleotide messenger RNA. The record is from the annotation of a GenBank genome assembly. Lineage: Eukaryota; Viridiplantae; Streptophyta; Magnoliopsida; Brassicales; Brassicaceae.
AUGCAUUUGGAUUCAGCUAGUAAGGGUCAUUUUAUGGGAAUGGAUGUAGAUGAUGGGCUCGCUUUGGUGGAGAAUGUUGCUCUUAGUGAUGGAAACUAUCCAGAGGAGUAUGAUCGAAGUGAUAGAGGAGAUAGCUCAGUCAAUGAUGAAAGCACAAGAAGGAGAUCAAAGACAUUGAAUGACAAGCUUGACAAGAUCUUGACUGGCCAACAAAAGCAAGUUCACUUUGUUUGUGAGGAUGAUGUGAACCAAGAGGGGGAGGACCAACAAACUGAGGAAGUGUGCUAUAUGAGUAAUCAGGGAGGUUACUACAAAGGGUUACAACACAAACAACAACACGAACCUCUCUUACCGCAGCACCAAUGUGGAGAAUCCACAAGACCAGCUAAGAGCCACAACAUACCUUCCUCUUCAAAGGGAAUGCUUCCUGGAAAAGCAAUCGCAAACCCAAAGGAGUAUGUGCAAGCAAUUACUCUUAAGAGUGGGAGAGUUCUUCCGGAGAGAGUGGUACCAUCAAGACGCAACGAGGACGUUGCGAUUCAAGAGGAGGAGGAGUCAGUCGACAUUGAAGCUGAGGAGAGUUGA